Messenger RNA from Saccostrea cuccullata (small rock oyster), 3895 nucleotides. RefSeq lists its product as uncharacterized. Gene Ontology annotation, molecular function: G protein-coupled receptor activity. Gene Ontology annotation, cellular component: membrane. Bases 1202 to 3895 code for a protein of 897 amino acids. Lineage: Eukaryota; Metazoa; Mollusca; Bivalvia; Ostreida; Ostreidae. Gene Ontology annotation, biological process: cell surface receptor signaling pathway; G protein-coupled receptor signaling pathway. The transcript is spliced from 2 exons. The record is from RefSeq and is a predicted model, not a curated record.
GGGUUGCUGACCCUGAGCAAAACCUCCUGGACUCGGAAGACCAGCGGUUUUCUCUCAGGGUUUUCCUUCCCUUAGGUCACAAGUUCCAAUUAUUUAAAGGCGCCAGAGACUCGCCUUUCGCCACUGUCACUCAGCUGUCUAAGCAUUUCCAGGGCCAACAAAACGGGGAUGUGUGACGUGAUUUGCUGGCAGAACCUGUUUGAGACGGUGAGCAUUAACUCGUUUUAUUGGUGAAUCUCCGUGACUAAAAAAACACCCCUCACCAGCAUUUGACCCCAACUGUAAUCCAUAUCUGGACCAAACUUGCAUGGAUGAUGCAUCUAGGGAUGGACACUACCAUACUUGCUUCGGAUGCUGGAUCUGACCUACAUUUUCCAGAUGAGUGACCAGGUUAAAGUUUUUGGAGCAGGUCUAUUCUUAAGUAACUAUAAGCCCUACUAGCUCCAAACGUGCAUGGAUGAUGCAUCUAGGGAUGGACACUACCAAUCUUGUUAUGGAUGCUGGAUCUGACCUGCAUUUUCCAGAUGAGUGACCAGCUGGCUCAUGUUUUUGGAGUAUCUCGGUAAUUUUAUGGCAUGUUAGGAUUUAACUUGCAUGGAUGAUGCAUCUACAGACUUGCUUUGGAUGCAAGGGAAAAAAAGACAUUUUCUCGAUUAGUGAUUUUGGAACAGGUCAACAGUGAAUUAUAAGACCUACUUUAACAGAACUUGCAUGAAUAUUGUUAUCAGGAUACAUACUGACUAUAAAGAAAAUAUAAUGUGAAUUUUGCAUUAUUUAAACUGAUAACGUUCGUCGAGAUGAGCUUCAUAAUCUUUGAUUACCUAUGUUGGUUUUUUUUUCCAGCCAAUGCUCAGGUAAAGUAUGUGGUCCCUGAACUUUUUUUCCAUUUGGCACGUUAGACUUUUCAGUAAAGAAGAAAUUAAAUAAUUUGUCUUUGAUCUUAUUUGAAAUAAAUAAUCUGUCCUUCACCGACAUGAAAAUAAAAAUCUGACUCGCAAGAAAUUGCCAGCACCCUUCUCUCCCCAUUGCGACCCCCUCAAAAUCAAAUCUAACGCACUUUGAAAAGAAAUUUUAAUUUUUCAAAGUUCGUUAACUUGGUAACAAAUUUGGCGCUCUUUGAGAAAAAGAAAUACGCAAUAUUUUUAAGUACGAUGUAACAAAGCUUAUUCUUUUUGGCAUCUAGUUAAAUGACAGGAGGCAAAUGAUUUUCUCUUUUGGGUUUCAGAUUUCCAUUUUAUAUACUAUUGCAUUAACUGUAAGCGUUGCUGUAGAGAGUUUCUCGGAUUUCAGUAAUGUUCCUCUUUAUCCAACUGCUUGGGACAUUGAUGAAGCUGAAGAACUAACCUUAUGGAUCGACGAUAAUAAUACACGGACCAUGCUUUCGUUUUACCUUUUACUAUGUCCGGAACAAGAUAUGUGUCUUGGCAAAAACUUCAAACGAAAUUUUACUUUCACAGGACAACCCUCGUGUGUUCCUUGUGAAUGUGACGAUGACUGCGUGAGGAGAGCUACUUGCUGUCCCUCUAAAUUUUACAGACAGGAUAUCACUCCAGAUUUCAUUGAAUACAUGCCAGUUGUAGAGGAAGUACAGAGAGGACCCCCGAUGUCUUGUAUUGAACCAUUAUGGAAUAUAGAAUCAAAAAUCGCAUCCGGUACCGCAUAUUGGAUUAUUCAAACUUGUCAAAGUGGCGCUAAUUGCUUGUCUUCUCAGUCUAGUAAUAUUUCGUAUGCUACGCCAGUGACGUCAUUGUUAACCAAUGAAACUUAUCUAAAUUUUCAAUGCGCGUUAUGUAAUUAUGAAGUUAUUCCGGAUCUCGUUCUUUGGGAGAGCGUCAAGAUUUGCGAGAAUCGUUCCGCGCUUUUUUCAAAACACACACUUGAAACCCUUUACCUAUCUGUAUUUUUGAUGAGCAAUCCUGUUUGCAACAUAGGUUUCCGUCCACCAAAAUCCAUUCAAAAGAAAGUUCUUCCCUGUCUAAAGUAUACAGUUAGAGUUGAUCCUAUUUGCAAAUUUUUACCGGAAGAAUUUCAGAGACACAUUAAAGCUGCUUGUCAGGACUACUACCUACCUUACACCUCCAUUGAUAAAACUUAUAAAAACAUAUAUUGUGCCCUUUGUGAAGAAGCAUUCUUUGGGCUAACAAUUCAAAAUAUCGGAGAUGGAUCAAUUUUCGUCAUUGAUUCCAUGUUACCGACUUUUACGGCCCUGAUAGAUUUCAACAGAGAGGAAAGCAUGGAGCCCAAAAAAGAUUCUAAUUGCGCAACAAAUCAAAUAUAUGACAGCAAGAUGUCCAAGUGCCUAGAUAUUAAAUGUGAAGCAGAUUACCUGUACAGAAACUCAACCUGUCUACCUCGUUAUCCAAUGAUUGGGGAAAACAAUUACGAACUGAAUCUGAUGGUCACCCGACAAGAAGACUUCAAGAUCAUGAACGGCUUUUUAAAUGAGGUCCAUUUAGCUAUAUUUGAUGUUUUAUUCAAUAAUAAUUUAUUACAAUAUCUCUGUAAGGUUUCAAUAUUAGCUUCGGAUAAAACAGAUUUAAUAGCUGUUGUCCUAGAACUAUCGGUAGGUCAUUUUCACGAUGUAGACUUAAUGAUAAAGAGAUUGAUCAAUGUGUUUUCGAUACAGGAAAUGGCGAUAUAUUCAGAAUUGCUGAUGCGCCAAGUGCAUGUCAAUAUUUCUGUUGUUGGACAAAGAUUUCAUGUCCAUAGUAAUUCUUUAUUUGGGAUAGCUAUUAUCAACCGUCUCUAUGUUAACCCAAUGGAUGGAGAACAAAUGUACUUACUUACGGAUACAGCAGUUUCAGAUGGUUAUGAUUAUGACCCCAAUCGGCCUCUAUGUUUCGAAAAAGACAUGGCAGUAGUCGUAACUGAUUGGUAUCGCUGUCCAAAAGUAAAGGUGAGAACAAGAGACGCCAAAAUAGAUGUGUCAAACUUCUCUGUAUGUCUUGUAGACUACCAAGCCUGCUUCUCUUCGAAUCAAUUUAAAGAACCCAAAGGUAAACGCAGCGUAGAGAUAUGUGUCGACCAGUAUCUUAAAACUAUGAGCCAAACAAGCAGUCGAUGGGAUUUUUCAGAAGACCGCGUAAUGAAGUAUUUUUCAAUUUUCUGUCUCUCUCUGUCCUCCAUAGCUUCCUUGGUAACUAUAUUUAGUUUUCUUCUCAACAAAUCCCACAGAUCAAUCGCAGAUAUCAACAUCAUUACUUUAGCUGUUUUGUCAGUUUUAGCAAAUACAGUCUACACUUUCUCUAAGUUUUUUCUUUGGAAUGAGUCCUUGUGUGUCGGGAUCGGCAUGUUGGUUCAUUUCCUUUGGCUCUCUGUCGUAUGCUGGAUGAGUUUAUCUACGUUCCAAAUCUUCCAAUCAUUUACAACAUUCUCAUACAUACAUAAGAAAGACAGAAAAACAGUACUGCUUUUCUUGCUAUUAGAUGCAGUUCUAUGUCUGGCAAUUAUCGCUGUCAACGUCAUUGUAACCUUUAUGCGGAGUGAUGGGGAAAGCCUGGGUUACUCUCCUCGCACUUGCUACAUCGCUGACCCAAACAUGACGCUCUUUACUUUUGCACUCCCUGUUGGUUUGCUCGUCUGUAUAAAUUGUUUUAUGUUUCUGGUGACGUUAUCUAGGAUCUGCGGCAAGGCAGACAUCCGGAAGUCGAAGGAUAAGAGUAAAUUGAGUGCAUACUUCCGGCUUUCUACAAUCGUUGGUGUGGCUUGGGUGUUUGGGUUUCUGGCUCAGUUCACCGAAUUUCAGCUAUUUUCAAUCUUGCAUACCCUUUUCAAUGGUGGUCAUGGCAUAUUCUUAUACUUAGCGUUUGGAUUACCACUAAAUCUCAAAUCUUUAUCCUGCAAACAUGCAAAGGGAGAGAAGGAGACGGAAAUGUCUAAAAAUAAGUCUUUGUAA